AUGUUAUCAGAGAUAACCAGGUCAUUAUGCCAUGAGAAAUUUCUGGAAGGUCACUUCUCCAUAGAUUUGGCUGAUACAAAACCAAAGGACAAAAAAAAGAAGAAACAGCACAGGAUUCCAACAAAUGAUGAAUUACUAUAUGAUCCUGAAAAAGAUAAUAGAGACCAAGCAUGGGUUGAUGCACAGAGAAGAGGUUACCAUGGUUUUGGACUACACAGGGCACACCAGCAACAACAGCCAGUUCCAAACAGUGAUGCCAUCUUGAAUUGUCCUGCUUGCAUGACCACUCUGUGCCUUGAUUGUCAAAGGCAUGAAUCCUACAAAACUCAAUAUAGCGCCAUGUUUGUGAUGAAUUGCUCUGUCAACAAAGACGAGAUUCUAAGGUAUAAAACUCCAGAAAACAGGAAGAAAAGGUGGGGCUAUAAGAAGAUGAAGUCUAACCGUGUGGAUCCUGCGGAGCAGGCAGAGACAGAAGAGGAGGAAAUCUACCAUCCAGUCAUGUGCACAGAAUGUUCCACUGAAGUGGCAGUCUAUGACAAGGAUGAAGUCUUUCACUUUUUCAAUGUUUUAGCAAGCCAUUUCUAAACAGCAUAGCUGGCAUUUAGUUUCCCAGUGUG
This is a messenger RNA of Perognathus longimembris pacificus (Pacific pocket mouse), 617 nucleotides long. RefSeq names its product E2F-associated phosphoprotein-like. The record is from RefSeq and is a predicted model, not a curated record. Lineage: Eukaryota; Metazoa; Chordata; Mammalia; Rodentia; Heteromyidae. Gene Ontology annotation, biological process: positive regulation of cell population proliferation. Gene Ontology annotation, cellular component: nucleus. The transcript has a single exon. The coding region runs from base 1 to 585 and encodes 194 amino acids.